Colletotrichum aenigma is the source of this 1011-nucleotide messenger RNA. It is a transcript of the gene Reep2, whose product is annotated as Receptor expression-enhancing protein 2. The transcript has 3 exons. The record is from RefSeq and is a predicted model, not a curated record. NCBI's taxonomy places the organism in Eukaryota, Fungi, Ascomycota, Sordariomycetes, Glomerellales, Glomerellaceae. Bases 1 to 1011 code for a protein of 336 amino acids.
AUGUUCGACAUAUUCGCCCAUCUCUUAUCUUCCAUCGCAUCCUUCCUCUUCCCCCUCUUCGCCUCUUACAAGGCCCUCAAGACCUCCGACCCCGCCCAGCUGACGCCAUGGCUCAUGUACUGGGUCGUCCUCGCCUGCGCGCUCCUCGUCGAGUCCUGGACUGAAUGGAUUCUCGUCUGGAUUCCCUUCUACGCCUACAUCCGCCUUUUCUUCCUCCUCUACCUCGUCCUCCCCCAGACCCAGGGCGCCCGCAUCAUCUACCAGACCCACGUCCACCCAUUCCUCCAAGACAACGAAGCCCAAAUCGAAGAAUUCAUCUCGGAAGCCCACGACCGCCUCAAGGCCGCUGGCAUCGCCUACCUCAAGCGCGCCAUUGAGCUCAUCAAGACGAACGUUCUCGGCUUGCCUCCAGGCGAGCCCGAACCCGCCGCUACCCCGCCCCCGGCUUCUCAGUCCUACACCCAGUCGCUGCUUGCCCGGUUUAGCGUCCCUGCCGCGCGCUGGGCACCCGCCGGUAACACCGGCACCGACUUCUACAACCUCCUCGCCGGCGCCGUCUCGGCUGCCACCGGUGGCGGCGUGACCGGCCACCCACACCAGGACCUCUCCAAGUCUGGCAACCUCAUCCCGCCGGAGCUGCAGGGAGGCGAGCGAACAAGCUUCAUCGCCGCGCAGCGCGAGCGCCUGGCCUUCCUCCUCAAGGUUCUGGAGCGCGAGGCUGCCGUCACCGAGGGUCAGGUGCCUGGCAGGGCGGCAAGCAUGCAGCUGGACGGGGCAGACGACGACGAGCCUACGCAAAGGCCAUUGAGCGCGCACAGCGGGCUGAGCAAGUCGCGCAGCGAGACCGACUUUGAAAAGAUUGAUGCUGAGAGCGGGGCCGAGGACCAAGACGGCGAAGGGACCGUGAGGCGGAGACAGGGCGGGGGAUCGUCGUGGAUGCCGUUCGGAUGGGGCUCCACGCCGACGGCUGAGAAUCCCGACGGUGGGUCUAGCUCUGGCGUGCAGAAGUAG